AAUUGAGAGCAUUAAAAUUAGAAUACUUCAAUCACGAAGCAACUCUUUAAAAAGAGACUUUAGUUGGAGCUAAAUUUGACAUCACAUCGUACUACAUUCUUCUUUGGAGCUUGCGCGACUUGCGCGCAAAAUCACGUUUAAAAUUGGCGAAAUCAAAAUUUUAUUGAUUUUCAGACUUCAGUAAGCUCGGCUAAAAAUUCAGAUUCGGUAUUCGGGUCGCUGUGAAAAUUCGUGAUGUGUUUCCGGCGAUAUUCAUUUCAAAUGAGAACAAAACCAGCACAAAAAAAUGCUAGCAAUUUUUCGUUAGAUUCCAUCAUUCUAUUGCAGAUGAUUUUCUAAAAGACCGAAAAAAAAUUCAACACGGCGUCUUCAAAAAUGGAAGCUACAUUCGAUAGAUCAAAAAUGGAAAACGAAAAACCCAGAUACUUUCCCGGGAAUACGCGAAAACCGUUGAUUUGCUGUUUAUGCGAGGAUUACUACUCUAAUCCUUGCUUACUAUCGUGUUACCAUUCUUUCUGCUCGCGGUGUUUGGAGAACAGAUGGGAUAAUGGAGUCAUCCACUGUCCACUUUGUGGGACUCAAACCGAAUGCGAAGGGAAUGCACCUCCUACGGAUUUAUUACUCAAAAAAUUGGUCGAACUUUUCGAUAUGGAUAAUCCACCAUGUGCCAAUUGCGACAAACGAGAACGAUCGUCCAUGUUUUUUUGUUCCACUUGUAAUCAAGCUUUAUGCGGAAUUUGCAGAGAAAAUACACAUCGAGCCAAAAUGUUUUCGUCUCACGAAAUUUCACCAACGUCCAAAUUUUCUCAAGAAGGAUUGAAGAAAUGUCCAAUACACGGAGAGCCCUACGUUAUGUACUUAGUGUCGCAAAAAAUCAUGCUUUGCGUUAAUUGUUUUCGCGAUUUACCUGCAGAAAGCAGACAACAUUGUAUUGAUGUGGAUACAGCUUACACGCAAUCGGUCAUGAAACUGGAAUCUGUCAUUACAGCUGUUUGUGAAACACAAAAUUCCGUCCGAGAUGGUAUAAUCUUAUGCAGAUCGCAGUUGGAUGAAUUGCUUCAUAAUACGGAUGCAGAAAAAAUGACAGUUCAUUCGUUCACUCAAGGCUUGCAAGAUGCAAUAAAUAAAACUCAAUCUACCAUCCUUUUGGAAGUACAAAGACAGUACGAAAUGAAGGAAAGAUCAUUUCGUAAUCAGUUGGUCAGCCUGAGUACGGUUCUUCCAAUACUUCAACAACAUAUUUUACUUUGUCAGUCGUUCUCAUCAACUGCGAAUAAAUUUCAAUUUUUGGAAGUCGUAUUUUCAAUGAUUGAUCGUUUAAACACCGUCGCUAAUCUACCUCGAUUACUCAGGCCAACAUUAUCCAGUCAAAUAAAAACCAAUUAUCGAUCAGAGUUUGCCCACUGUUUGGAGCCCUGGGUAGGUCGAUUAUUAGCAUCUUCGGUUCAGCAAACGCACGAGUCAGUUUACGAAACAGCUUUACCAACCAAACUAUCGAAUUCUCAAAUAAUACAUCCGAUGACCGGUACUCCUUCGCAAAAACAACAAUCCGCGUUAAAAAUGAAAGCUCUCGAAGGCGAUGGACCAUUUUCAAAUCACUGCAGAAGUUUUAAUUCGCAAGUCAAGGAACUGGGAACAAUGAUGAAAAAUAUCAAAGAUCGAUUAGGAGACCUACGUAAAGAUGUGACUGUUCUGCAUCGUUCUGCAACCCCUCCUCUAGUUUUACGUCACCAAGUGAUCUCGCAGGAUUGUGCCAGAUUGAACGAUACCCUCGAACAAAUACAAGUUGAACUGGAACGUUUGAAAACCGUUUUUCAGUCUAUAUGGCAAGAGCAACUAUAUCGAAUUCAUGUUGAACAAGAUAUUUUCCAUCAACAAAUGACGGAUGUGGUCAGUCUACGUGGUGAAGUGAAGCAACUUUCAGUAGCUGCUAAAAAUUUAGAACCGUAUGUUAGCCAGCUUACAUCCUGCGGCGAUAGCGAAGAAAUAGCCAAACUUAAAUCUUUACUCAGUGAAAUUUCACAGCUAAAGGAUCCUCAACGCUUACGAUACGAAAAGGAAGCCAAGUUUUCGAAAGGAUUAUCUCGUAAACACUGCCAAAGUACAGUUUCUCUCAGCGCUGAAACAAAAUCAUUGGCCGGAGAGGAACCUAAACGAGACAGUUGUCUUCGUGGCGAACGAGCUCAUUCUAUAUCAGAACACAAAAGCAAUCGAGGAGUUUUUUCUCAACUAAUAGAUAAAGUUCGAAGCAAGGAAAAAACUGCAGCUGCUGAGAGUUUCAAAGAAAGAAGUAAAUCUGAAGACAGACUGAAAGAGUGUACGAAUCAGUCUUGUCAAAAAGUUUACGCUGCUUGUAGCGAAGGUAGUGUAAGAGUGAAACCAAAGAGAAUAUCAAGUUUGUAUAACAAUUACGCGACUUAUAAAUCGUGCGGAUCAGCUAAAGAAGUAUUUCCUCGUAAUCAGAAAAGUGAAGAAAACGAAAGAAACGAACAAUUCUCGCCAAAUUUUUUACCCUCCGGUGAACCGAACAAAGAUCCGGAAAAAUACGCCGAAUUUCGCUGGAAAGAAACGACCAUAUUUAAAGGUCCACCAGGCGCUGAAAAAAAGGAAUCCGAUUACCAAAGCAUCAGCGAAGCAACAUCCAUCUUCCAUUCGAGAAAUAACCGAUGCUACAGCUCAGACGAGGAAGAUUUUUGUCCGGCCGAAAAACGAUUAAUGAAACCGACCAAAAAAUCAGCUCCUCCUUCACCUCCACCUCGAACUCGACGUCACAGACGGUAUCCUCACUCUGAUACAGAGGAAUCGGUUUUUUACCGAGAUACUACUACUAGAUCGUUACCAACCAGCGCUAAAAUGAAAGACAGGAAAGCAAUUUUUUUAGUCAUCGGUAGUAGCAAGAAUAAAAUGGAGAAACAAGUUCAGAAACAAAGAUCUUGGGAAACAUUUCCGCCGAAAAAGAAAAUCGAAGAAAUUUCAUCGUUGUAUUACAAUAAAAAUCCAGAUAAUUACAAAAGCCAGUUCGAUAUAGUAACUUUGGAAUCGGACACGGUCAAAAAGUCGGACAGUUUUGAAGGACACGAAGAAGCAGUUAGUUCGUUGGUGAGGGAAUUUCAGAAAAUUCGAAUGCUUCAGAAACAAAAACAAAAUUCACAAUCGUCUUGCGAUAAAGAAAAUAUGUAAAAUAUUCAUAUUCGCGGAUCAUCGAUCAAGAUAUAGGUAAAGUGUGUGGGUUAUUACUUACCUACUGAUAUAAAAUUAAUUUCGGUGGUUGAAGCAUUAAAUGUUUGACUUUGGAAAAAACUUUAUAAAAAGGUAGGUACCUACUUUACUUUGGAGAAUAAAUGUAGGCAAUCGUUAUUCGUACAGGCUUUUCGUUGUUUUCUUCCAUCCUUCGUAAGUGGUUGAUGCUUGAAUGAGGAAUUGCAAUAUGCUUUGAUGUUCUUGUAGUAGGUAAUGCAGAAUUUGAUGCAAUGACACCCCGAAAAUGUGUUCAUAUACUAUUAGUGGGUUAUAUAUAGAAUUAAGUUAGGAUACCUAGCUAGAGAUUUAUAAAUAUAUUACAUUAGGUACCUUAUAGUACAUACGUAUACGUUGUAAGCCUGCAAUCUUGUAUCAUUUUGAAAAAUUUGCUAUUUAUGUUUUGUUGUGCGUUGUUGAUUGAUGUAACCUUCAAUACUCAUUACUUCCUUCCUAUCAUUAUAUCUUCCCCAUUACGAAUCAAUAUUUACCUACUGUUGAAAUAAAGUUAAAUAAAUGUUGAAUUGAUGUGUGUUA
Messenger RNA from Planococcus citri (citrus mealybug), 3774 nucleotides. RefSeq names its product RING finger protein 207-like. Gene Ontology annotation, cellular component: perinuclear region of cytoplasm. The transcript is spliced from 16 exons. The record is from RefSeq and is a predicted model, not a curated record. Lineage: Eukaryota; Metazoa; Arthropoda; Insecta; Hemiptera; Pseudococcidae. The coding region runs from base 376 to 3180 and encodes 934 amino acids. Gene Ontology annotation, molecular function: Hsp70 protein binding; zinc ion binding; transmembrane transporter binding.